This is a messenger RNA of Penicillium longicatenatum, 1758 nucleotides long. RefSeq lists its product as uncharacterized. The record is from RefSeq and is a predicted model, not a curated record. NCBI's taxonomy places the organism in Eukaryota, Fungi, Ascomycota, Eurotiomycetes, Eurotiales, Aspergillaceae. Bases 1 to 1758 code for a protein of 585 amino acids. Gene Ontology annotation, molecular function: copper ion binding; oxidoreductase activity. The transcript is spliced from 2 exons.
AUGAGGCUCAAUUCUGCUUUUUCAUUGUUUUGCGCAUUUGCUGCCACCGCAGCAUCUGCAGCGAGUCUUUCUGGAACUCGUGCGUCAACUUUGACAUCUAAAUCUGCUCUCGCCUCGGCCUCAGCAACUUCCGCAGCCGAGCCUUGCAGUGCAAAUACAGCCAGCACUCGCAGUGAAUGGUGUCAAUAUGAUAUAAACACCGAUUACACCACAGUCAUUCCCGAAACCAAUGUCACUCGUGAAUACUACUUCAAUCUUGAGAAAGUCACAGUUUCUCCGGAUGGACGCUCACGUAUGGCACUGGCCAUCAAUGGCUCUAUUCCUGGUCCGACAAUUGAAGCGAACUGGGGUGAUUGGGUUGUGGUUCACUUGACCAAUAGUCUGCCCAAUGACAUCAAGAACGGUACAAGCAUUCACUUCCACGGUAUUCGGCAAUUAUACACCAACCAAAACGACGGGGUUGUCUCUAUCACCCAAUGUCCUACUGCCCCCAACAAUACCAUUACCUACAAGUGGCGUGCUAUGCAGUACGGUACGACCUGGUAUCACUCCCACAUUGGUCUGCAAGCCUGGGAGGGACUCUUCGGAGGAAUCGUGAUUCAAGGUCCUGCCAGUUCCAACUACGAUGAGGACAAGGGGGUGAUCAUCAUGAAUGACUGGGACAUCAACACCGUCGAUGAGUUGUUUGGCACAGCCCAGAUGGAGGGUCCUCCCUCAUUGGACAAUGCUCUGAUCAACGGCACAAAUGUCUUCGGAGAAGAUGGAUAUGUCAACCAAACUGGAACACGAUUCAAUACUUCUUUCACAGAAGGAACAUCCUACCGACUUCGUCUGGUAAACGCAGCAUGUGAUACGCAUUUCAAAUUCAUGAUUGACAACCACACCAUGACGGUGAUUGCCAACGACCUCGUCCCAAUUACUCCCUACAAGACCAACGUGCUCAACAUCGCAAUGGGACAAAGAUAUGACGUGGUAGUAACAGCCGACCAAGCAUCCGUAGCCAAGAACUUCUGGCUCCGCGCAAUUCCCCAGACCGCAUGCUCAGAAAAUCUAUCCCCUCAAAACAUCAAAGGCAUCGUAUAUUACGGAGACUCGCCCUCGACUCCAACAACCUCCGAGUAUAGCUACACAGACAGCUGCGAUGACGAAGACAUGUCCGAUCUAAUCCCCAUCGUCACGGAAUCCGUUUCAACUCCUUACUACAACAAAUCUGAGCCCGUCUCACUAGGACAGAAUGGUGGAGAUCUGUACCGCUGGAAACUAAACUCUACAUCCAUGCACGUUGACUGGACGGAUCCGACCCUACUCGAAAUUUAUCGUGGCCACCACUCCUGGAAAAAUAGCAGCGGAGUUAUCGAGCUCCCGAAGAAGAACAAGUGGGUCUAUGUCGUUAUUGAGACAACGCUUUCUGUUCCGCAUCCCAUUCACCUUCACGGACAUGAUUUCUAUGUUAUGGCUCAAGGAAGUGGAACAUACGAUGGUGAUGUGACUUCGUUGGCUCGCCCGCCAAAGCGCGACACUGCUAUGCUGCCAUCGGAUGGACAUUUGGUGAUUGCUUUCAAAACGGAUAAUCCCGGUGCGUGGUUGAUGCAUUGUCAUAUUGGGUGGCAUACCGAGGAGGGCUUCGCUAUCCAGUUUGUGGAGCGUUAUGAUGAGAUCAAGGCUUUGAUAGACUAUGAUGACUUGAAAAGUAACUGUGCCAGCUGGGACACAUAUGAGAGCUCGUCUAGUGUUGAGGAAGAUGAUUCAGGGGUUUGA